Messenger RNA from Blepharisma stoltei, 1774 nucleotides. NCBI's taxonomy places the organism in Eukaryota, Ciliophora, Heterotrichea, Heterotrichida, Blepharismidae. The record is from the annotation of a GenBank genome assembly.
AUGUCGAUCCUUGAAAUGACUGCAGAUGUUUCAAUAGAAGGGGUGAAGAAAUUCGGACUGGUAACUGGGUAUUUCUUUUCUAUUAAUAUAGUCGUAGGAGCAGGUUUUCUGGCGUUACCCUAUUCAUUUUCAACUAGCGGAUGAUUGAUCUCUUUAAUUUUUAUGAUAUUCAUGGCACUCCAAAAUUACUAUUUAGGCAUGCAGCUACUGGAAAUAAUGAGCAGAGCAGAAAUCAUUUCAAGGAUGAGAGAAGAAGGCAUAAAAGUAGACCGACCAACAUGAAAACAAAUUAUUUUAGGAAUCAGUCCACAAGAAACCUUGAUAGCUAACUCCCCUAAUUACAGACCCACAAUAUCAAACAGAAGGUUUGAUAUCAGUGAAUGUGUAAGGAUUCUUUUUGGAUCCAAAUGAAGUAGGUUUUACAUCUUGAUGCUCAUUCCCUAUUUGCAAGGAGCUCAGGCUGGGUAUGCAACCGUCUUUGCAAGCUCGUUUGCAUCGAAUGUCCCAUUAGGGUCUCUUGGCAAAUGCAAUAUAUAUGAUCAUUCAUCUUAUUCUGAUUCCUGCUAUGCAAAUUACUGGAUAUAUUUGAUGAUUUACUGUCUCUUUAUGACUUAUUUAACAAUUCGAGGACUUCGAGAGCAAAAAUGGAUUCAAUCGUCAUUAACUAUAAUGAGAUUUUGCAUAAUUUCACUUGUAGUCUUUGCAUCAAUUGGUUUACUGGCAGCAGAAAAGCAAGUUGACGAUGAUGAUCACGAAAGUUUUAAAAUGCCUCCUUUAGCGACGAUGAGUAAGCUGGGGAACAUGGCAUCUGUGAUUUUAUUCACUUUUCUCUUUCAAGUUCAGUUUCCUAGCAUAUCUGAGUUCAUGAAGUGUAGGUCGCGAAAUCUUAAGAAAAUCAUAGUUCUCGUGACAGUAACGUCCUUUGUAUUGUAUGCUUUGAUUGGAAUGAUUGUACCCAUUGCGAUUCAUGAUGUUGAAGGAGAAUGCACCUUGUCAUUUAGAGAGUAUUCUGCUGGGGCGAGCCAAAGCGACCGUGAGUGGUGGACUUAUCUUAUAGCCUAUAUGAUCGUAUUGUUUCCUGCAAUUGAUGUAUUUUCAAGCUUCCCUUUAAUGGGGCUUCCUCUUUCAGAUAACCUGAUGACCCUUUAUUAUGGAGUUGACUCAAAGAAUAUUCCUAAUAACGCCCAUUAUUACUUCCGAGCGGCUUGUCUCUUUUUCCCUUUCUUUAUUGCUUUUUUUAUAUAUGAUAUCGUAUGAUUUACUUUCUCCGCCGAUUUGAAAGAAACCAUUAAAAAAAUCAUACUUGGGCUAAAAAAUUUUUAAAAUAAAAUUUCCAAAAAUCUAUUAUUCUUGAUAUUAUUAUGAGAGGGUUUCCAACACGUGGAAAAAUAAUUUCACAUGUGGGACCAAAAUUCCAAUUGUGGAGUCCCCACACCUGAAUGGCUCCAUAUGCGAAAUUUUGGUUAAGCAUGGGAGACCCUCCCUCAAUUUAUGCAGUUUUUUAUAAUAAAGUGAUUUAUAUUUAAAAAUGUUUAUUGCCAAAUGAGGUUAGAGCCUUAUUUAUAACUGGGUGGGAUUAUUCGGAUUUAUUCUUCAACCAAUUGCGAUCCCAAUUAUGCAUAUAGCAGUGAGAUUGAUGAAUGACACUCCAUCAAAUUAUGAUGCUCCCUUUCCGUCUAAGGUAUCAUUUAUGUAGUAUCUUUCUUUGGCGAUAGCAGGGUUAAACACAGUGAUUAUGCUAUUUAUUUUGAUUUCAAGUAUUAUAGGAAAUUAG